GGAAGGGGGAGCUAGGCGGCUAGUCCUGUUCCUUCUGCUUUGCCGGGUGGCGGUCGCGGGAGGGAAGGCUGGCUGCGUGGGGACUGCUGGCCAGCGCCUCACCUGUGCUGCGCCCCGGGCUCGCGCUUUCCUUUCACUUUCUCAGGUCGCCAACCCCCGACACCUGGGGACCCAGCGACAGCUUCCACCGCAGCCCCGGUGAGGCGGGAGGAGGAAAGGCACACGGAGGACGGAAAGGGAAAAAACUAGGAGCAUAAAGUAAACAUUACCUGCGAGCAGAGGUGAGAGAGCGAGCCAGGUCCGUUCUAGGUGGCAGGAGCCAUGCAAUUCUCCAGCUCAUCCAGAGCAGCAGAUGAGAAUUUUGACUAUUUGUUCAAGAUUAUCCUCAUUGGGGACUCCAACGUGGGGAAGACGUGUGUGGUUCAGCAUUUCAAAUCUGGGGUCUACACAGAGACACAGCAGAACACGAUUGGGGUGGACUUCACUGUGCGCUCCCUUGAGAUUGAUGGCAAGAAAGUAAAGAUGCAAGUGUGGGACACCGCAGGUCAGGAGCGCUUCCGGACCAUCACUCAAAGCUACUACCGCAGUGCCCACGCGGCCAUCAUCGCCUACGACCUCACCCGACGGUCGACCUUCGAGUCUGUUCCUCACUGGAUCCACGAGAUAGAAAAAUACGGAGCGGCAAACUUGGUCAUUAUGCUGAUUGGGAACAAAUGUGACCUGUGGGAAAAGCGGCACGUCCUGUUUGAGGAUGCCUGCACCCUGGCUGAGAAAUACGGCCUCCUUGCUGUGUUAGAGACAUCUGCCAAGGAGUCUAAGAACGUAGACGAGGUCUUCACGCUGAUGGCCAGGGAGCUGAUCGCCCGCAACAGCCUGCACUUACUUGGGGAGCGCACCCUGGACAGCCCGGCCCUGGAUUCCAGGCCCGUCGUCCUGGCCCAGGGCCCGAAGGAGAAGACCCACUGCAUGUGCUGAAUAUGUUCACGAGGCCGGUUGCACCCACCGGUGCCGCCUCUGACACCCAAGGCAGCCGGAUACCCUGCUGUCCACCACCUUGCAUCUCAGACCAAAGCCCAGACUUGCGCUGGUCCUUAAACCCUUCCCGCCCCAUAGGGAGCAGUUUGCCUCGAUUCACAGCAGAGGCCAGACCUGUGGACUCAGUGAAGCGACACCACUGUUCCCCUCCAUUCUGCUGAUUCCGCUUAGGCCUCGGGGCGCAGGGGUAGGAAGACAGGUCUGCUCCUCGUUAUCCUUCCAUUUGGUCUCCCCAACCCUUCAACUAUUUUCUACUGAAUUUUGCUUCUCGCUGGAAGAAGAGGGUAGUGAAGGAAAGAAUAAAGGAGGAAUAUCAAGAGAGGGGAGAGGAUGUUUAGAACAUUCCAGCUCAGGCAGGAGGGAUGGGAAAAAAGCCUGCAGUGAUAAACUGUUAACUGUUGUUACCUUUUGCUUCCUGAUAGUCACACCUCAGGUCUUUUGUUUGGGGAGCAAAGCCUUUCACAUAAAGACCAUAAAUACUGUCUUGCCAAAUGGUCAAGAGCCAUGUGAUGGAGACAGAGGUGGAUCUCUCUUUAUCCUAGUUGGGCUGAUGUGACCACCCUCCUAGAAUGUGGGAGAUGCCUACAAUUUCUUUCUAAAAUACCAGAUUAAAAUAAUAAUAAUAAUAAAAUACCAGAUUAUCUGCUGGAUAAAAACUCACUUCUGAAUUGAAAUUCAGUUGGCUCAGAGAUGACUAUCAAGCCAGUAUUGACCUCACUGUGUGGCCAGUGUGUGUGCCGUGUAUC
Molecule: messenger RNA, 1781 nt
Organism: Nyctereutes procyonoides (raccoon dog)
Lineage: Eukaryota; Metazoa; Chordata; Mammalia; Carnivora; Canidae
Gene: RAB19
Product: RAB19, member RAS oncogene family
Exons: 4
Coding region: 322-975 (217 amino acids)
Cellular component (GO): trans-Golgi network
Molecular function (GO): GTP binding; GTPase activity
Source: RefSeq, a predicted model, not a curated record